Exophiala spinifera is the source of this 1386-nucleotide messenger RNA. RefSeq lists its product as uncharacterized. Gene Ontology annotation, biological process: carbohydrate derivative metabolic process. The record is from RefSeq and is a predicted model, not a curated record. Gene Ontology annotation, molecular function: carbohydrate derivative binding. NCBI's taxonomy places the organism in Eukaryota, Fungi, Ascomycota, Eurotiomycetes, Chaetothyriales, Herpotrichiellaceae. The transcript has a single exon. The coding region runs from base 1 to 1386 and encodes 461 amino acids.
AUGGCGUACUCUCAGAGAUGUUCGCUCCCCACGCCGUUAACCCCGUCCAUGCCGCUGUCCGGUUCGAUCACGGAACAGAUCGAGUCCUUGCCCAUAACACCACCCGAGAUCUCCGAGCCAUUCUACGACCACAACUUUGUUGCCGACAGCAAAACCAUCAAGAAGGCUCUCCACGUCCUGGCGACCGAGAGACUCGCAUUGUCCCAUCUCGAAGACCUGUAUAGCAACUCCGCCGAACUGCAGGCUUUUCUGCUCCAAGCCAUCCGUCAGAUCAUCCAGUCCGAGACCCGUCACGGCAAGACCAUCUUCACGGGGGUGGGCAAGUCGGGCCACAUCGCGAAGAAACUCGUCGCUACUUUUGUGUCCCUGGGCAUCCACGCCGUCUUCUUGCACCCGAUUGAAGCCCUCCACGGGGACCUGGGCGUCGUCCGACCUAACGACACGGUCAUCAUGGUGACUUUCUCCGGCAAGACUCCCGAACUCCUGUCUCUCAUUCCUCACAUCGACCCUUCGAUCCCCCUGAUCGUCAUGUCCGGCCACCUUUCCGAACAGAGCUGCGUGAUCCUCCGCCACCCCACGCGCGCAAACUCCAGAAACAUCCUGAUCCCGACCGUGAUCCACGAAUCCGAAACGGCGUCGUUUGGCGUGUCGGCGCCCACGACGUCUACGACCAUUACGCUCGCCAUCGGAGACAGUCUCGCCCUCGCCGUCGCCGACGACCUCCACUCUGCAGCCGGCCUGCAGACACCUGCCAUCUUCGCCGCAAACCACCCCGGCGGUGCCAUCGGCCAACAAGCCGGCGCGCACAUGAGCAAGCCGGGCCACCAACAUACCAGCACCGCUACGACUGCCGCCGCCGCCGCCGCCGCCGCCGCCGUUGCUGGUGGUGUUGGUGUUGGUGCUGGCACUUCCGACCCCAUGGCCAUCGCGCAACUUGGACCCGCGCUCGAUCCCGAACCGCGCAUGUCCGACAUCGCAACGAUCGUCUCGCACAUCCCCAUCGCGACGCCACGUCCAGGAUACAAGGACCUAAUGUGCUUCGACGUGCUCCUGGCCGCCGUGCGCUCACCGAAAGGGUUCGUGAGGACGUCGCCGCACCACAUGAUCGGCCCGCGCCGCAUCCAGAACCUCCCGAGCACCGAAGUGGGCGUCGCUGAUCUGACGGACGCCUUCGGCGGCGUCGUGAUCGAGAAGACGGACUGGAUCUCCGUGCUGGGCUCGACGACCGUCGACGAGUGUCGACGGUGGAUUCACCAGAUGCGCAACGAGGGAUGCGGAAGGGGCAGAGAGUUCCUGCGCAGGGGCACCCUGUUGGGCAUCGUCGACGGGAAUAACGAAGUCACGGGGAUUGUGGAAAUAGAAGAAAUGAUGGGCGAGGAGUUUUGA